AUGCGUUCUCAAGAUGAAGUCGAUCUGGAACAGAAACCCUUGCUCGACCGACGCUCGCGGAAGCUCUUCCAGAUCCUGAACUACAACUGGGCGAUCUUCCCAAGCACAGCCUUUUUGUCGUUCCUAGUAUAUUCUCUGAUGGUGUGGGCGGGAGUUCCUGAGGCGAUCGUGCAACCGGGGGUGCUCUGGACGCGCGACUGCACGAUCAUCACCCUCAUCAUCACCCCUUUCCUCCUCGCCCAGUUCCCCCCCUACCACAUCCUCUGGGGGAUGUGUCUCCCCAUACGACCGUUCUCAUACGCCCAGGCCCCGAAACAACGGUCCUUCCGCAGCCUGCGCGUCGUUCUUGUCACCAAAGCGACCAACAUUCAGGGAAGUAUUAUCCCCUUCUCAGCCUCUACCGUCCUCAACACCGUCGAGCUCUGGAAACCCCUCAGCCAAGUCUUCCGCAUCAGCUUCGUCGUCGUCAUCGACUCAGCCCACAACCCCUUCACUACCCUCCUCCCCAGCUGGGUCGAGCAGCUGCAGUGCCCGCCCUCCUUCCAGGCCGCGCGCGCCACCCACAAAGCCCGCGUGUUGGAGUGGUACCGGCGGCACAGCAGCCUCACCGACCGGGACUGGGUGCUGCACCUGGACGAGGAGACGGAGAUCGACGACUACCUGAUGCAGGCGUGUUUGGAUUUCAUCGAGCGGGGGAGCGAUGAUAUCGGGAUGGGAACAAUCUACUACAACGCCUCCUCGCACUGGAAACACCCCCUCACCACCGUCGCGGAGAUCCUGCGCAUCGCCGAGAACUUCGGGCGGUACCAGCUCCCCGUGCGGUUCUUCCGGCAGCCGCUGCUCGGGUUCAUGCGCGGGAGCUUCCUACUGCUGAACGGCACGGUCGAGAACGCGGUGACCUGGGACACGGAAUGUAUGACGGAGGAUCAUUGGUUUGCUUUCUAUGCCGCGAAGCAAGGCUUCAAAUUCGGAUGGCUGAACGCGAUCGCGCGCGAGCAGGCCCCCUCCACGCUGGGCGAUCUGCUCCGCCAGCGGCGUCGGUGGUACAGCGGGGAGCUGAUGAUCCCCAGCUGGGCGCUGCGCGUGAUGGUGGCGUUUAAUAUAAUGAUGACCAUGAUCUACGGCGGCUGGGCCAUCUCCGUUUCCUACGGCUUCUUCGUCUGGACCACCUUCAACCUGGCCGUGCUGCUGCACGGCCGCGUCGUCGCGUGUCUGCUGGAGGAUCUGGACUGCCGUGCCACGGCGCUGCUGGAUAUCCCGGUGCAUGUGGUGCUGACGGUUGUGCUGGCGCCGGUGGUGGAUUUGGUGCAGGCGGCGACGUUUCUGUGGACGGUGGUGCGGCCGACGAGGGAGUUUACGGUUAUUCGGAAGGAUUAGCAGCCCCCAAUGGAAGGGGAGUGGUAG
Aspergillus brunneoviolaceus CBS 621.78 is the source of this 1404-nucleotide messenger RNA. RefSeq names its product glycosyltransferase family 2 protein. NCBI's taxonomy places the organism in Eukaryota, Fungi, Ascomycota, Eurotiomycetes, Eurotiales, Aspergillaceae. The transcript is spliced from 6 exons. Gene Ontology annotation, cellular component: cytoplasm. The record is from RefSeq and is a predicted model, not a curated record. Gene Ontology annotation, molecular function: beta-1,4-mannosyltransferase activity. Bases 1 to 1377 code for a protein of 458 amino acids.